Molecule: messenger RNA, 3187 nt
Organism: Syzygium oleosum
Lineage: Eukaryota; Viridiplantae; Streptophyta; Magnoliopsida; Myrtales; Myrtaceae
Product: putative receptor-like protein kinase At3g47110
Exons: 3
Coding region: 33-2786 (917 amino acids)
Biological process (GO): protein phosphorylation
Molecular function (GO): protein binding; ATP binding; protein kinase activity
Source: RefSeq, a predicted model, not a curated record
UGCAGCUUGUUAGGACACAGACUCCAGUCACAAUGGAAAAGCAUGUGGUGAUUAUGUUCCUGUUUUACUAUGCCCAAAUCUCAUUAUGGACGAGUUCAGCGAUGCAAACCAACCAGACGGAUAGGCUCGCUUUGAUCUACUUCAGAGACAGUGUGGAUGAGGAUCUGUUCGGAGUUCUGAGCUCGUGGAAUGACUCUUCUCAUCACUGCGAGUGGCAAGGUGUUGUAUGCAGUGGACGGCAUCCCGAAAGGGUCGUGUCCCUCGACCUGACGUCCAAAGGCUUGGGCGGUCUUCUAUCGCCUCAUGUCAGAAACCUCUCUUUCAUGAGAAGCCUCGUUCUACAGAACAACAGCUUUCGCGGCGAAAUUCCACAAAGUAUUGACCAUUUGUUUCGCCUUCGCCGUCUCAACCUUAGUAACAACUCCUUCCACGGACAAAUGCCCACCAAUCUUUCUCAGUGCUCAAACCUUGAGAUUUUGAAUCUCAUUGAUAACCAACUUGUGGGCAAAAUUCCUGAUGAUCUCGGCUCUUUGUCAAAGCUUCGAGUUUUAGGUUUGGCUAAGAACAGUCUUGCAGGAUCUAUUCCUCAUUCUAUUGGAAAUCUCUCCCAACUUUACACGCUCUCCGUCGCAGAAAAUGGGUUGCAAGGAGAGAUUCCCGAGACAUUGUCCAAGCUUCGUGGUUUGAGGUUUGUUGCAUUGGCGUAUAACCAACUCACCGGUGAGAUCCCUCCAGCAAUCUUCAACAUCUCCGGCAUUUUCUACUUCAGCGCCGGUGACAAUCAAUUGAGAGGGAGCAUUCCCCCUUAUAUCGGCGAUACUCUUCGUCCUCUAGCUUAUCUUGAUUUUGCGAGCAAUUUGUUUACUGGCGUCAUACCUCCGUCCUUAUCGAAUGCCUCCGGCCUUCAGAAAAUCUACUUUUACUCUAACAGUUUUCACGGACGGCUGCCGGCAAAUCUUGGAAGGCUAAAAGCUCUUGAAAGAAUGCUCCUUGGUUUUAACCAGUUGCGAGAUGACUUCAGUUUCAUUACCUCAUUGACUAAUUGUUCAAGGCUGGAAACUAUUGAGGCGGACCGCAAUUUUCUUGAAGGUCCGUUGCCGGAUUCCAUUGGCAAUCUUUCCAACAGCGUUACAACAAUUUCUAUGUCGUCCAACCCAAUGUUCGGAACCAUUCCUCCAGGUAUUGGCAAUCUCUUCAACCUGUCCUUUCUUGGCUUGGCAAACAAUUCGCUCAGCGGUCGUGUUCCUUCUUCUAUCGGAGCACUCCAUAACUUGCACGUAUUGGAAUUAAGCGCAAACAUGUUAACGGGAGAGAUCCCGUCAUCGAUCGGCAAUUUGACGUUAUUGAAUCGCCUUCACCUGCUGUUCAACGACUUUUACGGGGAAAUACCGCAGAGCCUUGGUAACUGCAGGCAGCUAAUCAAGCUCGAGCUUUCAAACAAUAAUCUGAGUGGUUCAAUUCCAGAGGAGGUUCUUAGUCUUUCUACCAUUUCGAUUAUCUUCAGUUUGGCACAUAACCAGUUGAGCGGAUCUCUUCCGUCUCAAGUUGGGUCCUUGGCCAAUCUUGUCGAACUGGAUCUGUCUUACAAUAAGCUGACAGGACCAAUUCCUAGCUCCAUCAGCAAGCACAUUCGGGGCUUACGAGACUUGGAUCUUUCCCAUAAUGACUUCUCUGGUGAAAUCCCGAGCUUUCUCGUUCAACUUACGGAUCUAAAUUACUUGAAUCUAUCUUUAAACAAGCUCGAAGGAGAAGUUCCGAAGCAAGGAGUAUUUCUCAAUGCUAGUGCAGUGUCCGUCUUUGAGAAUAGUAAUCUCUGUGGAGGUAUUGCAGAACUAAACCUUCCUUCUUGCAAAUCGAACACCUCUAAACCAUUUUCGACCAAAAAAGUUAUAGUAAUCGCCACAGUGGCUGCCAUCCUGUCAGGCUUCAUUCUGUGUCUUUGUUUGUUUAUCAUUUGGUGCCGGAGAAAGAAGUUGAAAGAAAAUCUCUCUCCAACUGAAUUGCCGUUUGAACACCGAUUCUCGAGGGUCUCUUACGAGGAACUCUUUAGAGUCACCGAUGGAUUCUCUGAGAACAAUGUGAUCGGUAAAGGAAGAUAUGGUACUGUCUAUAAAGGAACUACACAGGAAGGUGGUUCGGUGGCAGUUAAAGUGCUCAACUUGGGCCACAGAGGUGCUUCGAAGAGCUUCGUCUCGGAAUGUCGAACCUUAGGGGCCAUAAGACACCGAAAUCUCGUGAAGAUAUUGAACGUGUGCUCAAGCGUGGACCAUCGCGGCAACGAUUUCAAAGCUCUAUUAUACGAAUACAUGGCUAAUGGGAGCUUAGAGAAUUGGAUACACCAAGGAAAUGAAGAAGACGUUAGGCAUGAACAUGAACAAGGACCACCAGGACAUUUGGGACUAAUGCAGAGGUUAGACAUUGCCAUUGACAUAGCUUCCGCGAUCGAAUAUCUUCACGAGGCUUGUAGCCCAAAGAUUGUACACGGAGAUCUGAAGCCGAGUAAUGUCCUUUUGGACAACGAAAUGAUGGGGCGUGUUGGCGAUUUUGGGCUGGCGAAGAUCAGCUCCGCCGCGACAACAGAGGCCAUGGACAUUGACAACCGUAGCAGCUCAGUGGCAGUGAGGGGUUCUAUAGGCUAUGUCCCUCCGGAGUAUGGCAUGGGGGACACAGUAUCCACGCAAGGUGAUGCGUACAGCUAUGGCAUUCUUUUAUUGGAAAUGUUCACCGUAAGGAGACCCACAGAAGAGGCUUUUCAAGGACCACUUGAAUCUCCACACCUUUGUUAAGGUGGCUCUGCCACACCGAGCCACGGAGAUUGUGGACUCGGCCAUUUGUAGUGGAGAAGACGAGCAGGAAACCGAGAGGAUGAGAGACUGCAUUGCCUCCGUCCUAACGGUUGGAGUUGCGUGUUCGAUGGAAUCGCCGCGGGAUCGGAUGGGCAUGGCGGAAGUACUCAAUGAACUGCACAAGAUCAGGGCUAGGUAUGGAGCCGAGUAGAGAGGCUUGGUUGAAGCAAGUUCAUAAAAAUUCGGAUGGUUCUAUUCUCUGUCUUAAUUUGUACUGUUUACCACUGGGCCAAAGCCAAACUCAUAUACUAGUUCAAUGUAUGUACUCUAUCGCACUAUUUUCUUUUUCUGAAUUUUCUGUUUCUAAUUUGCCUUAUUUCUAAUAAAUUUUAAGUAAUUCC